UGGGGACUGUUAUUAGCUGAUUGUAUAAGAGCAUGAACAUAAAACAUUUUCAAUUAAUUAGUUAUGAAUGCGAAAGUUGAGAGAAAAUUGAAAAUGUUGUACCAGGUUCUGUCUAUCACAUGCCGAACUAUAUCGGCGAUCGAUAAAGAGUGAAGUUAAUUUAGAAAGUCAUAUUUUACAUUGGAUCGCAAUAAUUUUAAUUCAAAUGUACACAGUUUCCUUUAAACCUUCAGAAUGUAGGCACAUGAAGCACAAGAUGAGUUCUAAUUCGUUGCUACCUCAACAAUCCGAACCUACUCGAUAUGCUAAUACUUAUCAAUUGGAAUCAAAAAAUCCAUUCAAUCCAGAUAAAGUAGAUAAAAUUUUAAAAAGCGUAAUGUUAGAGGCAUUCGAAAAUUUAACUUACGAUCCCGAAAUGUGUGCCAAACAAGCAAAAUGGGCGUCGCUUAUGAUUAGGAUGAAAGUUAAAGAAUUAAAUUUUGAAAGGUAUAAAAUAGUAUGUGUCGUAACAAUAGGAGAAAAAUGUCGUCAAGAUUUAUCAGUAAUGUGCAAAUUUCUUUGGGAUUGCGAAAAAGACCGUUUCGCCACAUUUACUAUCGAGAAUAACUAUGUUUUUGGAAUCGCAUACUGUUUUGGGUUGUAUUACGAAUAAAUUGAUCAAUUUGUUUAUUUAUUUGUUGCAAUGUACCUAAAAAAAAACAGUACCUACACAGUUUUAACUAAAUUUAUGGCAAUAAAGCAAAAACUUCCACCUUCCCGAAGUCACCCAUCUAAUCAUUACAAUUUAAAUAGGAACGGGAACAGUAUAGGAACACAAUGCUAUUGAAUAGACAGAAAUCAUCUUGAAAAUAAUUAAAAGGUU
Messenger RNA from Psylliodes chrysocephalus, 862 nucleotides. The record is from the annotation of a GenBank genome assembly. Lineage: Eukaryota; Metazoa; Arthropoda; Insecta; Coleoptera; Chrysomelidae.